AGUUUUUUACAAAAAUCCCAAUAAAGUUAUUCAAGAUGGAAUAUUAGCCAGUAACAUUGAGUUGGAUAUCCCUAAACGAAAAAGAGCUCGCAAAUCUGAUGGAAAACCGCACUCCUUGUCUGCAAAAUAUCAUGUAUAUAUCAGUCGACAAAAAGUACAAAUUUGUCAAAAGUUUGUAAUGGCUGUAUACAACGUUUGUCAAAGGAGACUAAACACAAUUUGCAAGAAACUCCAGGCUGGGGAGGAAAUUAUAAAAGAAAAAAGAGGAGACGAUAGACGAGCUUUUAAGUUUGUAGACAAAUUGGAUGCUGUAAAGUCGUUCAUUAGUCAAUUACAAGGAAAAGAGAGCCACUAUGGAAGACAGAAGUCUCGACGGAUCUACAUAUCUUCGGAGUACAACAUUUCUAUUCUUUGGCAGUUAUAUAACAAAAACUCACCAGAAGGUUUAAAAGUGAAUUACAAGUACUUCAGUCGGGUGUUCAGUAAAUAUUUCAAUAUUGGAUUCGGCAGUCCUGCUACUGAUGUUUGUAGCUAUUGUGUAAGAACACAAACCAAAAUAAGUAUGUCUCAAAGCUCUUCUGAAAAGCAGAAAAUAUCCACUGAACUGAAAGUACACAAAUUUCGUGCCACACAAUUCCAUAAGUUAAUGAAAACUGAAGUGCCUAAUACAGUUUCGUACUGCUUCGACUUACAGCAAGUUCAGGUAUUGCCAAAAGUACCUAUUCAAGAGGCAUUUUACGCUCAACAGCUGUCAAUAUAUUUUUUUUGCGUUACCAAACUCAAUUGUCAAGAACCAAUAUUUUACACGUGGAUGGAACACCAAGCAGGAAGGGGGGCUACUGAGACAUCAUCUGCCAUUAUUGAUUUUUUAAAAAGAACUGAAUUUCCUGAAGAUGCGACGAAGAUCCGUUUUUUUGCCGACGGCUGUGGGGGGCAAAACAAAAAUAGUCACGUCAUACAUGCUUUGAUGUUUUGGCUCCAUACGUCAGGCGAAAAAAUAAAGGAAAUAGAAAUUAUAUUUCCGAUCAGAGGUCACUCUUAUCUUCCUGCCGAUCGAAUCUUUGGACGCAUCGAAAAAAUAUUAAGGUCCCACAGUCUCAUAAAAACUCCAGACGCAUAUUGGGAAUUGUACACUAAAGUGGGCGAGGUACGAAAACUUGGGUCUGAUUGGAAUCUGCUUGAUGUAAAAAAUAUGCUGCAGUGGCUCAAAAAAGUGAAUGGCAUAAGUUCUUGCCGAAGAUUUUUUAUUAAAAAGAAUGUUUCCGCCAACAAUAUUUUAGUGAAAAGUGAAGUACUCUAUCGCACUGAUACAAACAAAUUCCAAUCUUUACUAAAACCACGCACACGAUUCGACCAGGUAGUCGUGCCAUGGCUACCUUUGGGACAUCAGAUAAAGAAAAAAAAAAUAGACAGUUUAAAAAAAUUAUUAGAAUCAUUAUCUGGAGAAAAGUGGAACAAUGAUCCAGAACUGGCAUGGUUAGUUCCAAUUUUUGAAGAACAACGUGAAGAUGGGGAAAUAGAAGCAAAUGAAGAAUGUGAAUGUAACGACAUGGAAGAGGUUAAUUUCAUUUAAAGUUUGUAAAUAAUACAAGUAAACGUUAUCGACAAUAUGUUUGUUUCAUUUCCAAAUUUAUUAUACCCAGUGAUCUGUUGGAUGGACAAUCAAAAUGCUGUUUGUCAACUAGUGACCUGCAAAUAGCAUUUUGUCCAACAGUUUUUUUGAAAUAGUAAAGCCACUUUGGCUUUUUCCAGUCUGCAAAUUUAGUAAUUUCUCAUGCUAUUUUUAAUAGAUUUUUUAAUACCAAACGCAAGUCCGUAAGUAACUCGUAUUGUACGUAGUAGUUUUUUGUCAUUCCUGAAAAUUUACAAUUUUGGACAAAACGCGUUUUGCAAGUC
Molecule: messenger RNA, 1896 nt
Organism: Photinus pyralis (common eastern firefly)
Lineage: Eukaryota; Metazoa; Arthropoda; Insecta; Coleoptera; Lampyridae
Exons: 2
Coding region: 179-1573 (464 amino acids)
Source: RefSeq, a predicted model, not a curated record